This is a messenger RNA of Rhineura floridana, 2279 nucleotides long. RefSeq names its product chloride intracellular channel 3 (gene CLIC3). The transcript is spliced from 7 exons. Lineage: Eukaryota; Metazoa; Chordata; Lepidosauria; Squamata; Rhineuridae. Bases 298 to 1014 code for a protein of 238 amino acids. The record is from RefSeq and is a predicted model, not a curated record.
GACAGGAGGGAUCCGUGGGGUCCUAAGACCUACAACUUUUUUCCCCUCUCCCAUGCUCUUUUCUUUCUGCCUAGUGACUUCCUUCUGUCGCCUUGUAAUCUCUGUUUGAGAUCAGGUGCUCCUUAUGAAUUAUUUUCUGCAGAUUCUAGUACCUAAUAAAUGUGGCUGGGUGUUUGAAAAAUCCCAUAGUUUACACAUCUACUCAGAAGUACACGUCUUUAUGUUUAAUGGAGUUUACUCCCAGAUCAGAACGGAGUGUUGGAGAUCUGCCUGUUUUUCUACCGGAACGUGAACAAGAUGGCUGAGAGCUCCAAACUCCAGCUGUUUGUCAAGGCAAGCGAUGAUGGCGAGACCAUUGGCCAUUGCCCCUUCUGCCAACGCCUCUUCAUGAUUCUGCUCCUGAAAGGGGUACCUUUUACUCUCACUACAGUGGAUACGAAGAGGUCCCUGGAUGUGCUGAAGGAUUUUGCCCCAGGAGCACAGCUUCCUGUCCUGUUGUAUGAUGGGGAGCCCAAAACAGACACACUCAAGAUUGAAGAGUUUCUGGAGGAGACCCUCGGACCUCCAACUUUCCCAAGCCUGGUGCCCAGGUACAAAGAGUCUAGCGUAGCUGGAAAUGACGUCUUCCACCGUUUCUCUGCCUACAUCAAGAAUCCAGUGCCUGCUCAGGAUGAAGUCCUGCAAAAGAACCUCCUCAAAGCUCUCCUUAAGCUGGACAGGUACUUGAACACCCCCCUGGAACACGAGUUGGUGAAGGACCCCCAGCUCGCUGUCUCCCAGAGGCGGUUCCUGGACGGUGACCAGCUGACCCUUGCUGACUGCGGUCUCUUACCCAAGCUCAACAUUGUUAAUGUCGUGUGCCAGCACUAUCGGCAGACAGGCAUCCCCAAGGAGCUGUGUGGCGUGUGGCGCUACCUCAACAGUGCUGCAGAUGUGAAGGAGUUCAAGUACACCUGCCCCAACAGCAAGGAGAUCAUCCAGGCCUACCGCACCGUGGUCAGGCCGCUCAAGUAGAGAGUGGUGUUGCUCCUUGGGCUGGCUGGAGGAAAUGGCCAGUACACCGCCCGCCCCCCCACUUGGCUGACUGGCUCUGCCCUCUUUCUUCACCAUCGGAGCUACCACACUUAAGGGACUCUCACUGGCCAAGAUGGGAAGAAACUCUGAUUUCACUCUGCCAUGCAGGCGCCCUCCAAAGCCCAGUUGCCAUUUAGCAUCUUGUCCUUAAGCUGAAACAACCCUCCUGGCAGUAGCCUCUGGCAGUCCCAAACUCAGGUUGCUUCAGAAUCAAUGACUAUUGACUGCUGAGGUCAUGCUGUCCUUGGCAAUGCAGCCUGGCUGCUGGCUUUCGUCACCACAGGCCUUCAGGUCUUGCUCACAGAGGACUUUAUCUUAUCCAGGCAGAGCAUCGUACCUCCUCCCUCAGCCAACACUUUCGGCUUCAGCCACAAGGACUGACCAAGAGGGGACCCUUGACAUAGUGGAGACCUUAGCCCUUUCCUCUGCCUUACUGCAAUUCCACCGAGUUUGAGGCCACCUUAACAGCAUUAUCAGCUCGACUUCAUGUUGAACAGCAAGGUCACACACGAUCCGCAUGCUCUCUCACAGAAUACCGUUCCAGGAGGCUUGCUACAGCCCUAGCCUGUGUUGACAUUGGAAGCAAUCUCAAGCUUUUCUGAACUGGCAGCUUUUCAGUAGGUGGAGUAAAUUUUAAAGGUGGGCUUGUAUUUUUAAAACUUUCAUGGUAGUUGUGUCCCCUUUCUUUUUGGUAUUUUUAAAUAACAUAGUUACUCAACUGGAGCUAUCAGGGUGUAACAGACAUUGCGAAUUUUCCUCUGUCAGAGAGGCAUGGCAGUUAAACUGAUGCAAAAGCAGACUUAAGAUUGCCACCUCUCUGGGGAAAAAUACUCUAUGCUGAUGAGCAUUCACAACAUAAAUGCAUCUCUGCCAGAUGUUAACCCAGCAGGUAGAACUUAUUCCCAGCAUGCUAAACUGCAGACAACAUCUGUAUUCCACCAACCCCCCCCCCAAAUAAAUGGCUGGUUGUAGCUAAUUAUGUCCCCAACUGCAAUUUAAGCUGAUGUCUCAAGAAAUCCUGUGAAUGUAGAAGCCACUGUUUAAAAGCAGAUUUUUUGGACUACACUUCCCAUCAGUCCCAGCCACCCAGCAUGUAGUCCAAAACAUCUGAUGGCCACCAUGUCGGCUAAGGGUGGGUUAAAGCCUCACCUCAACCACAAACUCACCAAUAAAGUGACCUUCAAUAAAGGCUUUAUUUUUUUUCA